UGUUAACAGGGAUUCAGAACCGUGGUUGGGCGAAGAGGUGAGGAGAGGCAACUUUCAUAUGAGGAUUCCGCAAGAGAGGGGAAGUAGAGAAGGCUUAGAGCGGUCACCGGAGAAGGUGAACUUGGGCGGCCGAAAGGUUUGUUAACAGGGAUUCAGAACCGUGGUUGGGCGAAGAGGUGAGGAGAGGCAACUUUCAUAUGAGGAUUCCGCAAGAGAGGGGAAGUAGAGAAGGGUGAGAUCCCUAUAUUUUGUUCGUUCUUCUCUUCUCUAAACUCUCCCCUCCAGGUUCGCUCUUAUUUAAUUCUACUCUCUUCUCGACUUUUCACUUUCCCUCUUUGGUUUUUUCCUUUUCUGGUUGAGAGAAAACUCGCGUCAGUCUUGAGGGGGGAGGAUUCUCGGAGUAAUCAAAGUGAUGGUGGUGUUCGAGCUAUGGUGUUCGAGCUAUGGUGUUCGAGCUAGACGAAUGUGAUGGUGGUGUGCAAUGGUUAUCGGCCGGGUCGUAGAUCCUGGUCUGGCUAGCAGGCGGAUUCUUAGGCCAGAGCUUGCUGAUGGAGAAGAGACGUGCACGUUCAAAGUUCUUCCAUAUCAGUGUCGUUGGAACAUAGAUAUGGAUUCCGAGCCUGGCGUUGGUAGUGUUACUGGCGAGGAAAUUGAUUUAAUGGGAGCAGCUCCUAUGCAUAUAUCUUCAAAGCAGGCGAAGAGUGAGUUUCACUCAUAUGCCCGUUUGGACCUCUCCUUUAGAAGUUCACUUCGUGGUGGUUAUGCCAGGCAGCUUUACCUCCAAUAUUCAGAAUCUACUACUAAGGGUCCAUUUGGUCUUGGAGAUUUCGUCAUUGAGUUUGCUUAUGGUUUUGCGUUUGAUUCCAGGACUGAAGAAGCAUCUGAAUGGGAUCAAUGCUCCUACGCACCGGAUGCCUGACAAGCUUGACAGCCCUUUUGCUCGGUAGUUGUUGUCUUGGCCUCACAAAUGGUAGAAGUGCCUGCUGCUCAUUCUUAUCUCCAAAAUCGUCCAAAGUAUGAACUUGCUUCGUGAUAGGCGGUUGAUCUUCUGAUGUGUCGUUUGGUUAUGGUCUGUCACACAGUCAGGACUACCAAGACUUUCCUUGCUGGUUUUUUGUGGGGACUUUACCGGGCCAUGACGCAAUACCAUCCCCAGUACAUUCUAUGGGCUGCUAUUGUAAUGUUAUCAUCUAUGUUGUCAUUCUUGGUUCAACAAUGAUGAUGCUUAGUGUGGGUUGGCAAACCACGCAAUUCUGCAUCCCCAUGAACACUUACGACACAAAUCAAACAUUCCCCGUUGCUGAAGUCUGUUUAUAAUGGGUGAGAGUACUGAUUGAAUAGGUGGGUUCGUGUGAUUUGGUGCUAGGAAUUGGUAGGUCAGAGCAAGAGAAUUGAUGCUUUUGCAGGAUGUAUCGAAGACUUGGUGCUUGUGAGGAUACUGUUGAGAUUUUAUGGUGGUCAGAUGAGAAAACUAAAGUGUGCUUUUAGGCUUCAACUUAAUUACGGGAAGCCUUCCGUCGUGAUGAUAUAUGCAAGUAAGGAAAGGAGAAUGCUUAGAGAAUGCAGCAGCCGAAAGAGGGGAGUGCGAAGAGAGUAAUAGGGUUGCCGAACUGACUUACACUGAGAGAGGAAGAAUGAAUAGAAUACGGAGGAAAAGGAGAAGAUGAGUUGGUAGAGGAGGAGAAAGACCCACAUGCUGGCAGCACAAUUUCCUUGUUUCCCGCUUCAGUUUUGAGGAUCCGGCUACCCAGUACUAUUGUUUGGCGCAAGUCCUCUCCACUGAGGCUUCAAGAUCAUGGUUCUACUUAGGAUGUGCCUUUUGCUUUAAGACAGCUAGGGAAUUUCCUGGCACUGGUGAUUUUUUUUGUGAAGAACAUGGCCAACUAAAGGCUGAAGAAACCGAACAUUGCUACAAAAUUCAUUUGGCUGUCGGAGACACUACUGGUUCGGCGUGCUUCGUCGCACUUGGAAAGACCGCUGAAUCUUUGCUUGGAGUUACAGCAAACGAACUAUUGUUGCAGCAUCCCCACCGCCAUGGCCAUUUCCCUCCGGCAAUUGUGGCCAUGAAUGGAUGUUGGUUUUCGUUUUGUGUGCAACUCCCUAAACCUGGAUAUCUGGCUCAGACUCCUCUGGAGUUUACUAUACUUUCUGCAUUCGACCGCAGCC
Linum tenue is the source of this 2166-nucleotide messenger RNA. The record is from the annotation of a GenBank genome assembly. NCBI's taxonomy places the organism in Eukaryota, Viridiplantae, Streptophyta, Magnoliopsida, Malpighiales, Linaceae.